AAUCUUGAACUUUGAAGUUGGGAAAUUAGGAAAACCCACGCAACACCCGACCUAUAAACUCUGAAAUUUGGGGACUCCGUGACUUUCUCUCCUUUUGCCCUAACGUGAUCUGCAAUUUCAUGGAUCGUUUCUGGAAACCGCGGUGGAGCUUCGUCUUCCUUUUGGAGUAAUCGCAGUGCCAUGUUUAUGUUGUCUCCUUUCACAUGGGUCUGUCCCAGACCAGCAAGGGCAUGCCCAACAUAGAAUGCAAAGGAAGAACACAGUGGAUAUAGCAGAAGUCAAAAGGUUGACCAAGGCAGUUUUUCAGGCAUGUUAAGGGGUGAACCCGCCAUUGAAGAUCACUUUCCCUAGAUAUUACCCAUUUCAAUCAAGAAUCAACCAGGGUUCUUUCCCUCUCACCAAGACACCCAAAUCCAAGCAUACGAGGGCACUUGCAGCAUGUAGUCUUCUCCACCAAGAAAUCUUGAGGUUGUUCAAGAUGAUAUAGGCUCGUACAGGUAUGAUAACCAUGGGUGCUUAAAAGCAUAACUUCCCGUGGUGACAUGGAGAGGAAGAUGGCUGCUGACAUGGGAGGCUAAAAGCAUAACUCCCCGUAGUGACAUGGAGAGGAAGAUGGCUGCUGACAUGGGAGGCUGAAGGGGUAAUUCUGGAAAUGAAUUUAUAAACAGUGGAGAGUGCAUAGAAAGGAUAUUUUUUUGGCCAACAGUGGAUAUAUUUUGGAUUACGGAGAGUUGGGUUCCUAAAAAGCUAUUAAGUCCAAAUUGAAAUCUAGAAACUUCUUUUAAUUGAUAACUCUCUUCACCAGUGAUUGCUUUGGCAUUUUUCGAGUAUGUCAUCCUUCAGGAAUGCCAUCAGUAGACGGGCUUACAAGGAAAGAGCUCAGCCGCAUUUGAGGAAAAAGUUUGGGCUCCUUGAGAAACACAAGGACUAUGUUGUGCGCGCACAAGCAUUCCACAAAAAAGAGGAGGCGCUGCAGAAACUCAAAGAGAAGGCAGCAUUCAGGAACCCGGAUGAAUUUUAUUUUAAGAUGAUUAAAACAAGAACUGUUGAUGGAGUCCAUAGACCAGAGAGUCAAGCAAAUAAAUACAGCCCAGAAGAACUCAUGCUAAUGAAGACCCAAGACAUGGGAUAUGUCCUUCAGAAAGUGCAAAGUGAAAAAAAGAAAAUUGAGAAGCUAACUGCUAUGCUGCACUCUCUUGAUAAUCAGCCAACAAACAGACAUGUUUACUAUGCAGAAGACAGGGAAGAGGCCAGAGAAAUACAGGCACAGUCUUCAAGAGGCGGAAAUUUGCCUUCUCUGGAUGAUGUUCCUAAUCAUAUUAAAAGGAAAACUUCUGCUUCCUACAGAGAGCUAGAGACAAGGAAGAAUCGGGUAAAUGACUUGGAGAAACUAUACAUGGAUAUGGCCUUACAAAAGGAGCUGCAGAAAAGGGGUCGAAAACGCAAGCUUCGUGAAGAUGAAAUAGCCUGUCCAACCUCAAAACCAGUGUACAAAUGGAGGGCUGAACGAAAACGGUGAACAGUAAAUGAGGGCUUCACUGAUGAGGACAAGAUCCUGUGUUAGAGGGCAUUCUGUGGUAGAGCUUCCUUUCUCCAGUGCUUGAAACUGAGUAGUUCAAGUAAUCAUUCUACUUAGGAAUGUGAGUUGCAUUUCUAACUAAAAGACAAAAUCCUGAGGAAUGUGAGUCGAGUGAUACUGAUGUCAUUACAUCUAGUUUAUUUCCUAAUAUUAUGAACUCUCAGUUGAAUGGCAUUUGACCCAUAUGAAAUUUUGUUAAAUGCACUUCCCGGCAAUUAUUUAUACGAAUGCGAAGAUCAUCAGUUGAUUUGUUUUUA
Messenger RNA from Vitis vinifera (wine grape), 1836 nucleotides. Its product is annotated as probable U3 small nucleolar RNA-associated protein 11. Gene Ontology annotation, cellular component: nucleolus; small-subunit processome. The record is from RefSeq and is a predicted model, not a curated record. Lineage: Eukaryota; Viridiplantae; Streptophyta; Magnoliopsida; Vitales; Vitaceae. Gene Ontology annotation, biological process: rRNA processing. Bases 830 to 1519 code for a protein of 229 amino acids. The transcript has 12 exons.